Messenger RNA from Stegastes partitus (bicolor damselfish), 1924 nucleotides. Its product is annotated as leukocyte surface antigen CD53-like. Bases 97 to 795 code for a protein of 232 amino acids. The record is from RefSeq and is a predicted model, not a curated record. Lineage: Eukaryota; Metazoa; Chordata; Actinopteri; Pomacentridae. The transcript has 8 exons. Gene Ontology annotation, cellular component: plasma membrane.
GGGAACAACACCAACGUACUGCUCACGGCAUCUGUCACUGGGAUACUGCUGGAUACAGUGUAGUUAAGAUCUUACAGACGGAGACUAUCAGGGAGGAUGAAUCGCUCCUGUGUGAACUGCCUGAAGUCUCUGGUGGUGGCGCUCCACUUCCUCUGCUGGCUGUGUGGUGCCUUCGUGGUGGCCUUUGGGGAGUUCCAGAUGGUGCACUCCAAGUUCGAGUCUCUCGUCACCACCUUCUGGCCCGUCUACCCGUCCAACACCCUGAUCGUCACUGGAACCAUCGUCACCUGUGUGUGUUAUGUGGGCGUGCUGGGAGGCAUGAGGGAGAACCGCUGCAUGCUCAUCAGUUUUUUUGUCCUGCUGUUCAUCCUGAUGCUGGUGGAGCUGGCCAUGGCCUGUGUGUUCCUGGUUUACAGCAGAGAGAUUGACACGUACUUUGAGAGAGAUCUGAUGCGAAGCUUGGAGAUCUACAGAAAUUCCGGUCCAGAAGGCAAUCAGACCAUUAAGGAUGACUUUGAUGCUGUUCAGCACCUGUUCAGGUGCUGUGGAGUUCAUGGCGAAUCAGACUGGAGGGGGAAUGUUCCAAUCUCCUGCUGCAUUAAGGACCCCUGUAACACCAUCAUCCGGCCCAACUGGGAAGAGGGUUGUCUUGUGAAACUGAGGGACUGGUUUGCCAGAAACUACCUCAGCACAGGGGCAGGAGUUGUCACAAUGUUUAUCAUGCAGUUUGUUUGCUUGUCUAUCACCAUCCCUGUCUUUUGCCACUUCAGUCGACAAGGAUUGGGUUACCAGUAAAAAAAAAAAAGAGGAAUUUACAGCUCUCUGUCAACUCUUCACAUGUAAAUGGGAUGCUUUUUCCUGUGUCAGAUUUGUAUUCAUCUGUUCUGAAUGAUCCAAGUCCUGCUGCCAUUUGCAGCCACUAAAAAGAGAACCAAGGGAGUAAAAUGUGAGGACGUCUUAUGAGACAAUCGCUAUUAAUGAUGUCAUGAGGCGACAGACCAUUGAAUUUGAUAUAAAGGCAUUUAAUUGGUAUAUAAGUUAUGACAUGAUUAGGUAAGAGCUAGUUCACAAAGACCCCCAAAAUAUGUUUCCCCAAAGAGUGUUAGACAAGAUUCUAUUAACCACUGUAGGACAUCUGCUGUUCCCAAUACACCAAGGGGAUUUUAUUUGUAACACUUGACCUCCUUCCCAGUAAUAAUUACAGCAUAAAUCCCCUCUUGUUUCCCAGUUUGCUGCUCUACCUGUUAUUAAAAUCCUGUCAGAUAUGUAUGUAUAUAUGUAUGUCCUUGUAUUUUUACAGUGAAUCUCAGAUUUUUUUUUUCCUGUCCUGCAUUUUAUCAGCUCAGUGUGACAUUUGAUAGUCUGAUGGAAGAAUGUUAACACCAGCUUGUAGGCCUAUCUAGGAACCAAUCUGACAGUGGAAAGAUAUAAAAACUGUAAGGGGAGCUGCAACCCUACUGGCUGUCGUAAAUUAGCUACAGCCAGGUGCUGCUAUGGUACUUCGAGCUCUGCUUUCACUUAAGGUUCAAUUAAACGAAUGCUGAAUUAGCCAGCAGCAGUUCUUUUUUGUAACAUAUCCAUGCUUGUACUGACAGCUAUCACUACAUUACUUUAAUGAUGAAGAAAACUAAAAACUGUCAGCAUUUUCAAGUCCUGAAGCAUGUUACUUUUUAUGAUUAUUGUCCUACUGAGUGUCUAUCACAGACCACAUCAUGUCCACUGUGUCAAAAUUUUUAAAAUCUUGUUCAUGUUGUUAAUCUUGUAUAAAAGGAGCUUUGGACAAACUAAAUUCAGUCAAAUUCUUCUGCUUUCUUAUUUUGGGGAUUUUGAGGUUUCAUUUGUUUUAUGCAGCUGGAAAUCACUUGUAAACUUGUGAGUACACUUUCACUAAGGGGAAAUAAAAUGGCAUAUAUGCUAAAUUAAA